AUGAACGAGGGGCCGCAGGAGCUCAAGCGCAUCGGCGAGACGCUGACCCGGUGCAUGGCUCUGCGUACCAAGUACAUGCAGCUGAGCAUGCAGCGCGAGGCUGACAACCCGCGCAACGCGGCCGCCUGGAUGAUCUACCCGCCGCCGCCGUCGCCCGCGUGGCGCAACUUCAACGAGCCGGCAGCCAGCGUCAAGGUCGAGUUUGAACUCGAUGCCUGCGCGGUCCCCGGGCCUGACAGCAGCGUGUUUGAGAUGGGCGACGACGGCGUGUACGCUGUGUACGAGUCUGAGGAGGCGCGGGGAUCGGGCGCAGAGCCAUUCACCAGCGCGCCGUCGAUUCGUGAGUUUUUCGUCGACCUCGAUUUUGUCAUCGACGCGAUCUCGGACGGGCCCAUCAAGACCUGGGCCUUCCGCCGCCUGCGCUACCUCGACGCCCGCUGGCAGCUCUACAUCUUGCUGAACGAGCGCGAGGAGACCAUGCAGUCCAAGAUGGUGCCGCAUCGUGACCUGUACAACGUGCGCAAGGUCGACGGGCACGUGCACCUGGCCAGCGCGAUGAACCAGAAGCACUUGCUGCGCUUCAUCAAGUACAAGCUGAAGACCGAGCCCGACAGGCCGGUCAUAGUGCGCGACGGCCAGACGCUGUCGCUGCGCCAGGUGUUUGAGUCGCUGAGCCUGACCGCCUACGACCUGUCCAUCGACACGCUGGACAUGCACGCCCAUAAGGGCGCCUACCACCGCUUCGACAAGUUCAACCUAAAGUACAACCCCAUCGGCGAGUCGCGUCUGCGCGAGAUCUUUAUGAAGUCCGACAACUUCAUUGACGGCGAGUACUUUGCGCAGAUCACCAAGGAGGUCAUCUCGGACCUCGAGCAGUCCAAGUACCAGAUGGCCGAGUACCGCAUCUCGAUCUACGGCCGCUCCGCCGACGAGUGGGACAAGCUGGCCGCCUGGGUCAUUGACCACAAGAUUAUAUCGAGCAACGUGCGCUGGCUUGUGCAGGUGCCGCGCCUGUACAACGUGUACAAGGCCGGCGGCCAUGUGGAAAACUUUGAGCAAGUGCUGGAAAACUUUUUCCGCCCGCUGUUCGAGGUCACCAAGGACCCGAGCUCGCACCCCAAGCUGCACAUCUUUUUGCAGCGCGUUGUGGGCUUUGACUCGGUUGACGACGAGUCCAAACAUGAGCGCCGGCUGCACAAAAAGUACCCUCUGCCACGCCUGUGGACCAGCAAAGACAAUCCGCCGUACACGUACUACUGCUACUUUACAAUGGCCAACAUGUGCACGCUCAACCAGUGGCGCUCGCGCCGCGGCUUCAAUACCUUUGUUUUCCGCCCGCACGCCGGCGAGGCCGGCGACACCGAGCACUUGGCUGCGGCCUUCCUCUCGGCGCAAGCCAUCAACCACGGAAUUUUGCUGCGCAAGGUCCCGGCUCUGCAGUACCUGUUCUACCUGCAGCAGAUUGGCCUGGCCAUGUCGCCUCUGUCCAACAACGCGCUGUUCUUGGUGUAUGAGCGCAACCCUUUCAACACAUAUUUCCAGCGUGGCCUUAAUGUGGCGCUCUCGACAGACGAUCCGCUGCAGUUCCAUUUCACUAAGGAGCCGCUGAUGGAGGAGUACUCUGUGGCUGCCCAGAUUUGGAAGUUCUCUAGUGUCGAUAUGUGCGAGCUAGCAAUGAACUCGGUCAUCCAGAGCGGCUUUGAGGCCGAGGUCAAGCGCCAUUGGAUUGGUCGCGAGUACUUGGAGACUGGUCAGACCGAGGUACAUAAGACCAAUGUCCCGCUGUGCCGCCUUAAAUACAGGUCGUCAACGCUCGAGCAGGAGCAUGCAAUUAUUGCCAAAAUGACAAGCACAGGCUCGGACUCAUAAUUGGAUGCAUUCAGCUAUUGUUUUUGCGGUUAUUUUAUACAA
This is a messenger RNA of Kickxella alabastrina, 1911 nucleotides long. RefSeq lists its product as uncharacterized. Gene Ontology annotation, molecular function: AMP deaminase activity. The coding region runs from base 1 to 1869 and encodes 622 amino acids. The transcript has a single exon. Gene Ontology annotation, cellular component: cytosol. The record is from RefSeq and is a predicted model, not a curated record. Gene Ontology annotation, biological process: AMP metabolic process; IMP salvage. Lineage: Eukaryota; Fungi; Kickxellomycota; Kickxellomycetes; Kickxellales; Kickxellaceae.